Mya arenaria is the source of this 2897-nucleotide messenger RNA. Its product is annotated as serine-rich adhesin for platelets-like. The record is from RefSeq and is a predicted model, not a curated record. The transcript has 6 exons. Bases 1 to 1491 code for a protein of 496 amino acids. NCBI's taxonomy places the organism in Eukaryota, Metazoa, Mollusca, Bivalvia, Myida, Myidae.
AUGGAUGUUCCUUCUUCUAAAACUGACAACAAUGGAUACGUAAAUGUUAAACCUGUUGUAGGUGUUCCAACGACAACAUCGACUUCUACAACAAGCAGUACCACCAGCACCACCUCUUCAACAACAUCAUCAACAACGUCAUCAACAACAUCUUCCACAACAUCAUCAACCACAUCAUCUACAACUUCAUCAACCACAUCAUCAACAACGUCAUCAACAACGUCAACAACUACCCCAACCACAACUACAACAAUUACUACCACUACUGCUCCCCCGAGUACAACUGUACGUCCAGUAACUUCAAGGUCGCUGACCUGGCUGUACAUUCUGAUCCCAUGUCUUGGAGCGCUGAUCAUUCUCGUCAUUGCUAUAUGCUGUGUGUACUACUUUAAAGCCUCAAAAGAGAAGAAAUUUGCAAGGCGGAAAGGAAUACUUAAAGCGGAUAUCCAUCCACUUGGUGAGGUUUCUCAGAGCUUGGAUAUUCCGUUAAGCAUGGAGAAAGGAUACGUUCACGCCAAGGAUGACUUGCUCCGCUCUAUAAAGGCAAAAGCAAACGGAAAAGAUAGACGUCUGGGGAACAUCGAAGAGCCAUCUGUUGCCCUUAACCUGAACGGCAGUUCGUGGCAUGACGCCUCGGGUCGCCGCUCCAGCGCAGUAACAGGAAGAGAUGUUGUUGUCGAGGGAAUGAGUGACUCUGGACAGUCGCCGAAAAGCUUAUCUGGGGGGAGUUUUAAAGAACAACCUCCUUCCGUUUUUGGAAAGAAAGGUUCGUUAAGGACAAUGCAACAUAUGCGAGAGUACGACAAGCUAAGAGGGCAAAAUAUACGCAAUUCCAUCCCCGAUGCUUCACAACUCGAGCGGUCUGCAACGGGUUUACAGAAAGUUAUUGAGCCUACAAGUAAAGUCCAAAGUCUAAAAAGACCCAAUUCGUCUGUAAAGACUUCAAGGAAAGCCAAUACGGUUACCACUGGAUUAGUAAGGUCCAAUUCAAAUGUAAGACCAGUCAGUAGCAGGGCGAAGAAUACCAUUUUACCAUCAGGACCAAGGUUAGCGCGCAGAGGGAGCAUAGACGAAAUGGUAAUCACGAGGGAUGCAAACAAAGGCAAUGCACGAAGUAAACCAUUGCGGGCUGGAACGAUAAUCCUGUCAUCGGAUAAUGUAGGAAAAGACAAGGGACACCCGACAACAUUAGAAAACUUACCUGAUGAAUUCAGCGUAAACCAGCCCAAAGUUGAUGUCCGAGCGUUUGACCAGCCACUGACACUGUCGGAAAUUCCAGAUGAAUAUUGUUCAUCCCCGACCCUACCAUUUCCAGAUAUGGCAGUCCCAAGACCUCCAUCUCUAGCGUCAGUGCCCAUAACAAGCUUGCCCGAAGAAUUUAGUGUAAAUCAUUCCAAGAUUGAACCUAUUCCAGAAAGACCAAGUCUGAAAAAACAAGCGACUCGUCCUAGUUUACACGUUCCUGGAGCUUCACGAAAAUCAUGGAGAUGAUUGUUAUUACUUUGUUGUUUGACGAUCAUUUUAAGGAUUGAUCGCAUUUGUUCUUGCAUUUAUGAACGCAGUAGGGCACGUGAGCAAAUUCCAUGAAAAGCGUUAAACGCAAGAAAAAAUGCGAUCAAUACUUAUAUUUACAUUUACCAAAAAAAGUGUUUACGAUUAAAAAUAAGCAGUAUCUUCUGCAAAUGGGUAUAUAUAUAUAUAUUCAUAAAGAAGUCAAACCGACAACAUUCGUUUGUAUAAAAAAAGCUGUUUUUUUUGUAACGUCGGAAAUCAUUGGUUAAAUGACGUCGCGCUAAUAUAAUCAAUCCAAUCGGAGCGCAUUAUUUAAGUGAACAAUGACGUCAUAACUCCUUGCGUUUUAUACAAUAUGAACGUGUUAUCUAUACUGGGCAGUUGCCUAAUUGCGGAUUUGCCUAAAUAUUCGGAAAUCGUUUAAAAAGCGUUUCGGCGACCGGAAUCAAUAUAGAAUGAUCACGGUCUACACAACUGACUUCCAUAGCAACAGAAACAACACAAAAGUGCAGCUUUUCGAGUAUAACCCCAAAAUAAAUACCUCUAAACUUUCGCUUUCCUAAAUGUCAAUAUUGAGUCACUUGGGGGAUGACGUCACACAGCGCGAGCUUUUAUAUUGAGGUUCGACAGGGUUAUCUUUAAACACUAGACCACUAGAACACUAUAUAUAUAUAUACACGAUGUUUAUGCCUUAUCGUCAAUCACGAAAUACAAUGCCAAUAACAUAUAUUUACACCUCAACUUCCAUUCCUUAAAUGAACGUCAUUUCGGCAAUUGCGUGUAUCAAUCGAUGAACUUAUUUCGUACUGAAUAUUAUAUUAUAAUUGAUUGUUUUUUUUUCUUUUAUUCUUUUUCCAUUUUGGUUGCUUCAUAGUACCCAAUAUUUUUCUAUUAAAAUUUCAUGCACUUAUGUUCAGUAAUUAUGACAAUAUUUUAAGAAAACUUCAAAAUUGAUCCGGAAUUAGGCAACUGCCCAGUACAAAGUACCAGACGAAUGUAAAUGCAUGUAAAUAGCACAUAAUGGCUGGAUUGUUCAUAACUUUGUUAAAGUUAACAAAGGGAUUAACGACUUCGUUGUUAACGUUUUAAAGGCAAACCAUUUGAUGAUAAGCUCAAAUAUUUAAACAAAACAAUAUCAAUUGUCUCACCUCUUGUUGGCAACACUGCGGAUCAUAAGUGUAUCUGUGAACAGAGGAACAUUGAUUUGAAAGUUAACAACGAUGGCGUUAACAACAUUGUUAACUUUAACAAAGUUAUGAACAAUCCGCUCACUUAUGAAUAAUAUUUGCAAUAAUAUAUUUAAUUCUUUCUUUUUUUACUUGCAUUUUUUAUUUUUCAUUAUAUAUUUGUAAAUUUUAUUAAUAUUUUGUGUACUAUUUUGACGU